AUGCAUUUGCCGGCGACACACGGACCAGAAUCGUUCGUGUGCUUUGCCUGUGCGAAACCUUUGGACGGAUACCCCUUGAAAGAAGGUGUCAACUUUCGAUGCUUCUUCUGUGACAAGAAGUGUCAUGGAGUUGGCUAUCACGUGCCUGAUCAGGAGACCAGCACUUCCUGUUGGUCCCCGGAAGCGUCUCGAGAGACGCUCCAGAAGGCCCAAAGCAGCGGUUCCUCGGCCAACGGCACGGCGACCUCCAACGGCGUGCCGGAGGCGGUCAAUGGCUUCGAGAUGGUGGAGGAUCAAGAGGACCUGCUGCGCUGUUUGGGGCCCUGGUUGGAGCUGUUGCAACUGGGACACUAUCUGGAAGAGGCGAAGGAGUGGUGUCAAGAGAUGGGUGCAGCCGAGAUGGACGAGAUCAGGGAGAACUGGGAGGACUUUGCGGAACACCUGGGACUCUCCGGGGAUGAGCGUGAGAGCUUAGCUGAAGCUUGCCAGCCCAGGGAGAUGAGUCCUCUGCUGCCAGCUGCGAAGAGUCGAGAGACCUUUGGUCCUGACACGAUGCCCUAUGUGAUGCAAGAAAAGUUGGGCCAGGGAGCCACUGCCUCGGUGUAUCGGUGCAAGCGCGGAGAUGAAGAGUUUGCUGUGAAGGUCAUUGACCUGCAUCGCUUCUGUUUGCAUCCAGCCUAUGACAAGCUGCGGCAUCACAUCAUGCGCGAGAUGUCCCUGCUGCUGAUGCUCUCACAUAGGAACAUCGUGAAACUCAUUGACUUCCAAGAGGCGGAGCACACCAUUUUCCUGGUCAUGGAACUGAUUCGUGGAGGCGACUUGAGCGAGUACCUUCAGAGAAAGCCCAAUGGUCAUAUGGAUGAUGAAGAGGCUUGCCACGUCUUCUUGCAGAUUGUGGAUGGGUUGAUGCACAUCCACUCCAAGAACAUCGUGCAUCGAGACCUGAAGCCUCAGAACAUCCUCUUGGCUGAACCUGAGACCACGAAUGCCCGGAAUUCCAGGAGACUGGAAUGCCCAAAGUCCAAACCCAUCGAAGUGAAGCUUUCGGACUUUGGGCACUCCAAGCUGGUCCGGGAUGGCUACACCUAUGCGCGCUCACAUGUAGGCACUCCGCAGUAUCUCGCGCCAGAGGUGGCGAACAGCAGCCGCAGCUACGAUGAGCGGGCGGAUCUAUGGAGUUUGGGAGUGGUGCUCUAUGUGAUGCUCACGGGCCACUAUCCCUUCCGCAGUUCUGAAGAUGCUGCCUAUCGUCAAGGAAGCUUCAAAUUCCGCGGCAGCGGUCGAGCAGAAGAGUUGAUUGCGGGGCUCAUUAAGCGAAGGCCUGAAGACCGUUUGUCUCUGGAGCAAUGCCUUCGGAGUGCAUGGGUUUUGGGCAACAGCUCGCAGCGUGCCACGGUGUGUUUGCUGCGACCUGUGAGCACCACCAAGGAGUGCCGAAUCAGGUUGCCACUGGCGCCAAAGAAUGUCUCACGAUUCAAGCAGGAGCUGGACACCUUCUCGCUCAGGCACAAACUCUCUGCCUGGUUGUUGAUCCUCGAGGUGGUGGUGACUUUCAACACCGAAGUGCCUGAGGUUCAGAUGGAAGCUGCCUGGUCAGAACUGUGGGAUAUUUGUCACAAGUAUUGUCCUGAACUGAAGCGUUCGAACAUGUUCCCUGGCGAAACGGGCAAUGGUGGUUGCUCCCCACAAAAAGGAGAUGGAGCCAAUCCCAUGCUGCAACAGGAGCACGAAGCCUUGAAUUCCAUCUAUGGUUUGGACUUUGAGGCCCUGAGCGACUGGGAGUGGUUGGUGAACGUCGGUCAUGGCACGUCUCUGCGGGUGAAGCUUCCGCUGGGCUAUCCCGGCUCCGAAGCGCCGGUGGUUCAAGUGGAAUGCCCCCAUGGCACGGCACCCAAUGUCCAAAGAGCUUUGGAAGAUUGUUGGUCUGCUGGUUCGGUGUGCGUCUUCGAAAUGGUGGAAUGCCUCCGUGCAGCUGUGGAAUCGGCGCUGGUGGUGGGUGCCACCAAGGAAGGCAGCGAGGAUGAGUCGCCAGUGAAGGUAAAGCCUGUGCCAAGUCCGGAGUGUGAUGUGCAGAUUUGUCACAGCGAAACCUUGGCAGACAGGAAAUCCCUGUUUCAGGCGCACCUGGCAAAGGUCCACAACAUGAAGGAGGUGGAAUGGGUGCGAGACCAGCUCCUUGCGGACAAACGCGUCAAGGGCGCGACGCACAACGUGGUGGCCUACCGAUUCCGACAGCGGCGGCCCAACCUGCUGAUCGAGGAAUCUGACGACGAUGGCGAAGCUGGUGCUGGCAAGCGGCUGCUGGAGCUGCUGAUAAACCGCAACGACAACGGUGUGUUGGUCAUGGUCUCCCGUUGGAGAGGCACCAUCCAUCUCGGAGCCGAUCGAUUUAGGAAUUAUCAGAAAGCUGCGCAGCAGUUGCUGGAGACCCAACUCUAG
This is a messenger RNA of Cladocopium goreaui, 2439 nucleotides long. The record is from the annotation of a GenBank genome assembly. Lineage: Eukaryota; Dinophyceae; Suessiales; Symbiodiniaceae.